This is a messenger RNA of Papilio polytes (common Mormon), 727 nucleotides long. RefSeq lists its product as uncharacterized. Lineage: Eukaryota; Metazoa; Arthropoda; Insecta; Lepidoptera; Papilionidae. The record is from RefSeq and is a predicted model, not a curated record. Bases 190 to 636 code for a protein of 148 amino acids. Gene Ontology annotation, molecular function: odorant binding. The transcript is spliced from 5 exons. Gene Ontology annotation, biological process: sensory perception of smell.
UUAUGACAAACCCUUCAUUGAAAUGUCACUAUCGAUGUUAUCACAAACAAUAACUUGUAUUCAUUGUUGUUCUGAUUUAUACAAAAAGAUAAUAUUGUAUAAAUUACUGGCGUUGACACAUCAUGAGUAUAUAUUGGGAUAAUAAUUUCACACGUUUUCACUUGGCUUGUUGAUCGAAACAGUGAAGCCAUGGCGCGGUUUAUAUUUCAAGCCUUUUACUCCUCUAUUAUUGUUACAAUUGUAUUGGGCAGUUCAUUAAGUGACUUGCAAAGAAAUUACGCAGAUUUGGUAAUAGAAUGUGCGAAAGACUUUCCAAUAACUCCCGAAGACAUUGUUCAGUUACAGAACAAGCAACUACCAGAGAAGGAGCCGGUCAAAUGCUUGUUUGCUUGCGCUUACAAGAAAGCUGGAAUGAUGGAUGACGAAGGCAAAAUGUCUGUGGAAGGGGCACAGGAAGUUAUUAAAAAAUAUUUAUCUGACGACCCUGACACUAUGAAGAAAGCAAUCGAUUUUACUAACGCUUGCAGUUAUGUGAAUGAAGCAGAGGUCAGCGAUGGAACUAAAGGCUGUGAUAGAGCGGCGUUGAUGUUCCGUUGCAGCGUUGAUAAAGCCGAUGAGUUCGACAUUAAUCUUUGACAGAAGAAACGAAGACUUCAGACGUAGUCUAAUAAGCAAAAUUAUUAUAAUAUGCUUAGUAUAUUGUACUUUUAUUUUUAUUUGUAAAUAA